GAAAGAAGAGGGUAGCUACAUCAAGCUGGGUGGCAGGCAGAUCCAAAGGGAUAUCAUGAAGUUUCCAGGACCUUUGGAAAACCAGAGAUUGUCUUUCCUAUUGGAAAGGGCAAUCUCCAGGGAAGCCCAGAUGUGGAAGGUCAAUGUGCCGAAAAUGCCUACAAAUCAGAAUGUUUCUCCAUCCCAGAGAGAUGAAGUAAUUCAGUGGUUGGCCAAACUCAAAUACCAGUUCAACCUUUACCCAGAAACAUUUGCUCUGGCAAGCAGUCUUUUGGACAGGUUUUUAGCUACGGUCAAAGCCCAUCCAAAAUAUUUGAAUUGUAUUGCAAUCAGCUGUUUUUUUCUAGCUGCUAAAACUGUUGAAGAAGAUGAGAAAAUUCCAGUACUAAAGGUAUUGGCAAGAGACAGUUUCUGUGGCUGUUCCACAUCUGAGAUUUUGAGAAUGGAGAGAAUUAUUCUGGAUAAGUUGAACUGGGAUCUUCACACAGCCACACCAUUGGAUUUUCUUCAUAUUUUCCACGCCAUUGCGGUGUCCACUAGGCCUCAGUUACUCUUCAGUUUGCCCAAAUUGAGUCCGUCUCAACAUUUGGCAGUCUUGACCAAGCAACUACUUCACUGUAUGGCCUGCAACCAACUUCUGCAGUUCAAAGGAUCCAUGCUUGCUCUGGCCAUGGUUAGUUUGGAAAUGGAGAAACUCAUUCCCGAUUGGCUUCCUCUUACAAUUGAACUGCUUCAGAAAGCACAGAUGGACAGCUCCCAGUUGAUCCACUGUCGGGAGCUGGCGGCACAUCACCUCUCUGCUCUGCAGUCUUCCCUGCCUCUAAAUUCCGUUUAUGUCUACCGUCCCCUCAAGCACACCCUGGUGACCUGCGACAGAGGAGCGUUCAGAUUACAUCCCUCCUCUGUCGCAGGCCCAGAUUUCUCCAAGGACAACAGCAAGCCAGAAGUGCCAGUCAGAGGUACCGCAGCCUUCUGCCAUCACCUCCCAGCUGCAGGUGGGUGCAAGCAGGCCUCUGCUAAACGCAAGGUGGAGGAGAUGGAAGUGGAUGACUUCUACGAUGGGAUCAAGCGGCUCUACAAUGAAGACACUGCGGCAGAGAACGGGGGCUCUGUGUGUGGCCCUGACUUAGCCAGGCAAGAGGGGCCUGCUUCUCCCUGUCCCCCUUUGCAGCCUGUGUCAGUCAUGUAGUUCCCUUCCAGUGCACACAGGCUGACUACCCAGAAGUGCGGCUGGAGACCCAGGAAAGGCUGCAGAGAAGGGCGUGUGCUUUAUCAGACUGAAGUGAGCCAGGGCAAAAGAAAAACACCCCUGUUCCUUUGUGCGGCUACUACAAUUCAACACCCUUUAAUAUAAAGGCAUAUAUUUAUAGACUCAAGAUCCAAAAUAGAUUGAAAAGUAAAGAAAACGUUCUUUGUACUAUGACAGUUCCACUUUUUUCUUUGUUAAAAUAAUAGUUUGUCCCAGGUCCAAAAAAAUAAAAUAAAAAUCCAUGUAAGGGGAAAAAGUUGCAAAAUUUAUAGCUAGAGACCUUGUUCCCAGUGUCCUCAUUUUUCUCUCACCUUUUCUUGCCUCUCUGUUGGAUUCUGAAUAAGUUUUGUGCUUGUUGAUGUAUGUGUUCUGACUUCCACUGAAUAGGUAGCCCCCAACUUUUUUUUUUUUUUUUACAGCAAAUUAGUUUUGUGUGGCAGCCAUGUUUAAUCCAUGGCUCAAGUUCCUUAGUUUGAAAAGGGCACUCUGAAGCUAUCCCCAUGAAUCAGUGGUAAUGAAAAAGUUCUCUUUGUGUGUCUCAUUCCAGUUUUUAGUUUAAAAACAAAAUUACUGUCCUUUUGUUUACCUUAAAGCUUAAAAAUGGCAUGUAAUUAUUACAUUUUGAGCAUUUUUGACAUUUGUAUAAAGAAUUUCUUAUAAAGUUAAUAUAUCCCGGGUGCUCACCAAAGAAACAUGUAACAUAUACUUAGAUUUUUGUAAAUGAUCUGUUUUCAUUCAUUUAAAAUCACUAGGAGCAACUGUCUAGAUAUUGGGGCAGCCCUGAUUGGAGUCUAUAACUUAUAAUUGAAUUCAGUACCCUAGUUUUAUAUUAAGCUAUUAGGAUUUUCUUGGUAACAAGUUAUUCCCCUUGUUUUUCUGACUUCUGGACCCUGAGCUCCCUUUGCAGUCUGAAGAAGGCACACUGCAGUCAGAACCAUGUACUGGUGAUAAAGCCUCUGGUAGCAAUAAAAUGUUGUCCUUAA
This is a messenger RNA of Peromyscus maniculatus bairdii (prairie deer mouse), 2232 nucleotides long. NCBI's taxonomy places the organism in Eukaryota, Metazoa, Chordata, Mammalia, Rodentia, Cricetidae. The record is from RefSeq and is a predicted model, not a curated record.